AGAGAGAGAGAGAGAGAGAGAGACGAGUCUGCCACUGACCGGGAAUAUCUGCUAUUUUUCCACGUUGCAGGAGGCUGCAGGACCGGGAUCCAAGCUUAGGCACCACCACAGAGCCCCCUAGCUGGAGUCAUGCAGUCCUUUAGAGAGCGGAGUGGUUUCCAUGGCAACCAGCACUGCUACCAACAGGAACCCCAAGAAUUAUCACGCCUUGAGAGUUAUAGACAACAUCACAGCCAGUCCAGACAGGGCUAUGAGGCACACUCACUAGCUGCUGUGGGGAUGUCAACAGCGGGAGCGAGUCCUAAAGACUGUUAUGGGCAGCAGACCUAUCCCGUCUACACCAGCAACAGUGCUAAUCAGACUAAAAAACCUUACAGAGGAGCUAAAACUCCAAACCAGCACCUGCAGGCUGGCUACAACAAUCACAUGGGCCCUGGAUACUCAGCCCAGUAUAUGAGUGAAGGUCACUUGCAGCAAAAAUGGGAUGAGUCCAAUCAGUUGACCCAGUUUGAGCAGGACAUGGUGGGACGGCUGGAGUCGGGGGUCAGUGGGUCAUCUCAGUACCUAGAGCAGAACAUGCUAGCUAUCUCUCAGAGUCAGUGCCAUCUCCCCUCCCAGUCCCCUGCCCCUGCCUAUACAAGCCCCCAUCAACAGGGCCUCCCACCAAAUCCUGCACAGUCUCCUUUAAUGUAUCCCCAGGGCCACAUACAUUUCCCUCAGCACUCUCAACCAACUUCCUCCAGCUCUUCAUCAUCGUAUAUGGAGAAAUGUAAUCCAAUGCCCCAUGGCUACAAAGGCUAUGGUAUUUCACCUCAUGCACAGUAUGGAAGACAACACAGUAAUCACGGCAGUCUAAAGCAGAGUGGAUAUAGACCUCAGAAUAAUUAUGGUUACCAGCAGACUCCCUCAAGGUCUGGAUUUGAACAGGGCUCCAUGCAAGGUAUGUCUGGUACACCGGAGAACCUUCAGAAAUUUCAGCACUAUAAUCAGCCUCAGCAAAACUACUGUAUAACAGACAUUUCUGUAAGGUCUCCAGAACAAUACUAUCAGACCUGCAGCCCAAGUUCGAGUCAGUCACCUGCCAGGUCUGUGGGAAGAUCACCCUCAUACACUUCCACACCAUCCCCCUUAAUGGCAAACCCUGAUUCAUUCCAAUAUGGCCAGCCUCCCAUCAACCCUGGGGCUUCCACAUCCACAAGUCUACAAGAACCAAACAUGCUGAUGCCCCCUAAUACCCACACAUCACCCAGUGUGAACCACCAGUCCCAGAGCUAUUCUAGCUCCAUGAAAGAGCGAUUCUCUGAAAAGCUCCUGUCCAACCCAAGUUUGUGGAGCCUCAAUGCCCUGACAUCUCAGGUUGAAAACAUCUCCAACAAUGUCCAGCAGCUGCUUCUCUCUGAGGCCCUUAUGGCUAGUAAAAAGUCUAGCAAGCGAAACCAUCCGAAAAAAGGAGAAGACUAUCAAGGCCAGUUAAAGAGUAUGGAAGAUUCAUCUUGUCCUGAUAACCAACAUGGUCCUCCUCCAUCUGAUGCUUACAUCAUUCCCAGGUCUAUGACAGCAGAACUGCAGGAGGGAGGAUACUCCAGCAGUACUGAGGACCAGAUGGACAGGAGCUAUUACUAUUUUGGUCAGGACAAAGGUCAAGCACACACCCAUACCCACACACACUCGCGGCUCAGCCUCGAUGCAGUGUCUUCCUGCACUGUAAACUCAGCAGAUGAUAUGUCUGUCAGGUCAGGUGACUCAGUUCGAAGUCUACAGAGUGUAGCCUCUGAUGACAAUAUCAAUUGUGACCCCAGAGUACAGAGAGAAAUGACUGGAGAGGAACCCAACAGCUCUCUCAUGUGUAUUAGAGAUGAGAAGUCUCCCAUGUGUGUAACAGCCCAAAGUCCUAUAAAGCAGGAGAGUAAUUCACCACCAGACAUAAAGCGUUCAGAAAGUACUCUAAAAGAGAACUUUGAGGAGUCAGCAUGGACUGAGAGGAUGGCUGAUGAGGAGGAUAUUGAACGAAGAAAGCAUGAGUGCAAAGGAAAGGUCAUUGAGAAGCCACAGAAGUGGUUGGAGGAUGAGAAAAGUCCUUCUCUUUUUCAUAAAAUAAAUAAAGCAGCAUUAGAAGAAGGUUACUCAUAUGAAACAGAAGUCUACCAAGGGCUGCAAAACAAAUAUUAUUCAGAUAAAGGAGACUCAACAGACAUGGACUGUUUACCAGACCUUAAUCACAAAGGAAAUGAAGGCACAGAAAUAAAGUUUAAGAAUUUCAAAUCAGAGCCACAGCCCAAUGUUGAAUCUCAUGGAAAAAUAUCAACAGGCAGUUCAGGCACUGAUCUGUAUUUGCCAGAGAAAGAAGAAAACUCAAAGGAUGAGAAUUCAGUAGAGAGCAUUAUAAGCACAGAGGAACCAAUGAACACCCUGGAGGAGCAAAAGUCUUUCUCCCAUAAUUCUACUGAGGUGAGAGAUGAGAAGGAGAGUCUUACAACCUCAGUGGAGGACAUUAAUAAUAAAGAAACACCACAGGAGUCCUUUGCAGUAUUGUGCAGUACAUUUGAAGAGACGGAAAAUGUGCCCCAAGCCAACAUUGAAACUGCAGAAAGCUUUGCCCAGGACACACCAUACAGAGGCAGUGAAAAGAGGUCAGCCUUAUGUGACAUUGCACCUCAUCCUCACACUGCCAUGAGUGGCUUCUCAACUCUCAAUGAGAAAAUAACACCUCUGGCUCAGGCUAGAGAACAUCACAUUGAUCGCAGUGAUGCAAAGGUACUGGAGCCUGACUCUCCUCAAUUGCCAGGCAAGUCAAUACUGCAUUCAUCACCAUCCUGGGCUGACACCCCACCCUCCCCCAAGAAAGGGGAUGAGGACAUGGAACUGGGUAUAAGCUGUCCCAGCGCAGUGACUCCCUCAGCAAAACCAGGGCCAUUGGCCCCAUCUGCACAUACAAGAAUGUUUGGUAAGAAGCAUGCACGGGGCCGGAGGAGACUAAUGAAUUCAAGCGUAGGGAUCAGAACACAGCUAAGUGUGGAAGGAGACAAAUCAACACCUUCUGCCCAAAGUUUGCUCUCCAGCAAAAGCAUGCUUAUUCAUGAUCCGAUGGAAACUGCCCACCAGGAUAUUAGCAGUCAAACACAAAAACUUUUGGCAGACAGUUUGCCAUCACGGAUGUGCACUCGUUCUUAUGUUUCACAAAGCAACCCAAAGGUUUGCCCUCAAGAGAGAAGAAAACCAGGUCCAAAGCAAGGUUUAAAACUAGUUAUGAAGCCAGGUCCAAAAUCUGGUCCAAAUUCUGAUUUAAAACCAGGUCCAAAACCUGGUCUAAAACCUGGACCAAAACCUAGUCCAAAAUCUAGUGCUAAAACUGGUCCAAAACCAGGUCCAAAAUCUGAAGCUAUGCCUAAUGUAAAGCCUGAUCCUAAACUAGGUUCAAAAAACACAGGGUCUACAGAAGGUACAAAGACUGGUUUACGGCCUGGCUCUAAAACUGGUCCAAAAUCAGGGUCUAAACUAGGUUCAUAUAAUCUUCCAAAUCCAAGUCAAAUUACUACAGAAUCAAAACCAACUGAGCGGCCAAAGUCUAAAGGCCCUGGUCGACCAAAAGGCCUCUCCUCUAAGAUCAAAUCAAGAAAACAAAAUACACAUUUUCAGAUUACAACAGACCAUACCAAGGACACAAGCUCUACAAGCAAAUUUAUUCAGCGAGAUGUGACUACAGAUUUAACUCUGGACAAAUUUGUUGGGGUUGUGAACACCUCUAUGGAUGAAACCACUUUGGAAUCUGCUCAAGAUAGUACUUGUGUAAAUUCUUUAGUAAAAAGUCAAAAGUCAAUGGUGCUGAGAUCACGGAAACAAACAAAGGAAAAAUUGACUGAAGAAAAAGAGAAAGAGAGUGAUAAAUCUACAGAGACACCAUCAAAAAAACUCACAGGAACACAAUUGCAGGACGUUACUGUAAUUACUGAAUUACUUGAGGAGGAUGUCUCUACAGACUCACUCCAACAACCAAAUGAAGACAUAGUUUCCAUCAAAAGAAAAUCUAGUUUACACUCUUCAGAACACCCAAAAAGAAAGAGAGGUGUGAAAGCAAGCCAAACGAAGACACGGGGACCUCCAUUAGAAACGGUCAUGGAAGUCUGCAUUCCAAAGGGAAAGUGGAAGAGAGGGCAGCAUUUGCUUACAGAAUCUUUCAGCAGCAAUGUAAUAACAGAUAACCCUCCUACUGAUAGCAUUGGUGACAUGCCUCCUGUGCCUCCUCAGUGUCCCACUAAAACAAAAUAUUUGCCUCCUCGGAAAGGCAGGGGACUUAAAUAUGAGGCAAUGGUUCAGAAAAUCACAUCCCCAGGAUCCAAAAAGCAACCUCUAAAUAUCCAACCAGAUGUUGUGCCAGAAGAAUCAACAUCAAAACUAGCACCACAGGAACCAGAGCAAAGGGAGACAAUGAAUGCCCCAGAGGUGGCACACGAGGAGGACGAUAGCACAAUGAGUACACAAGAGGUCAAAACUACAGCAGUAAUUCAAACUCCAAGGAAGAAGAGGAGAAAGUGGGCCACUGUAGAGAGCUACGAUAUACCAGAGGUAGCUUUGGAAGCUGGGAGCCUUGUUAUCAACACACCAAGGCUAGCCAAACAGAGAGCUAUUAAAAACAACCACGAGAUGCAUCUGAAGCAACGAAAGAGGAGAAGAAAAGGCAUUGAACCAGCAGAAAGCAUUCCCAAAGUGGAGCAACAGCAGCCUGUACAGCCUGAUAUUCCACUCCCAUCUCCACCAUCAUCUUCUUUGCCAGAAACAGGUGAACAGACACAGUAUGAUAAGCCACUAACAGAACUGUGCCCACCAGUAAUAAAAGCCAAAAGAAGCAGGUGGCCAUCAUUCAAAAAGAAACAGGAGGAAGCCUCAAGUCAAACAGCAGAUGACAAAAUACAGGAGAAAAGAAAGGCUGAACCUAAGAAAAAGAUUCAAAUGAAUUUUAAUGUCCUCAAAGUUGUAGUGAAGAGACCUAAACUGAAGAGGAAACGUACUAAGGAUUUCUCUCCAACAGUGAAGGGAACAUUAUCAGACUUAUAUCCAUUGCAGAGUGAUGGCAAAUGUUCUUUCAGACCAUAUGUACACAUUGACAGCUCUUUGGAGCCAACGUCCCUUUGUACCAUCAUCAACAGGCCUGAGGAAGAGCAUCUGCUCACCCAGGCAAGAAAAAAGUGUGCCGCUGAAAUAAAAAAUCUAGUCACAGUUACCGAGGCAAUAUCAAACACCUCAGUAAUGCUCCAGGGGCCCUUAGUUAACAAAAGCCUAAUUGACAGGUGUCUAAUGUGCUGCUUGUGUGGAAAGCCGUCAAAUUACAGAGAGCUUGGGGACUUGUGCGGUCCCUAUUAUCUCGAGGAUGGCGUACCGCGGAAAAUGCUGUCUUUAACACACAGAAGUGAUUUUGUGCAAAGCAGCAACAUUGCAAAAGAGACAGAAGCUAGCUCCAGCAUAGAGCACAUAAACUCACAGAGUGCAUCUGAGAAGGAUGCACAUCAGGAGGGGAUGAAUGAAGGAUGUACCAGGUAUUCCAGGAGGGGGAAAAGGGCAAUUAGGGGACAGUUAAGAACCCGCCCCACCUUGUGCAGGAGAUUCAAAAGACUGCUGCUGUUGCAGAGCAGAAUUAGUGGACCUGCUCCCUCUGAUGGUGAGGAGAAGAGUAAAACAACUCUGCAGAGAUUGCAGGUGGAGGCAGAGGCUAAAGAGCACUGGGCUCAUGAAGCUUGUACUGUCUGGACGAAAGGCAUCAUCCUGGUAGCAGGAAAACUUUAUGGGCUGAAAGAGGCUGCUCAGAGCGCUGCACAUGCAAACUGCUCCAGGUGCCAGAGUGAGGGAGCUUCCAUCUGCUGCAGCUGGAAGAGCUGCACCGAGAGUUACCAUUAUGUCUGCGCCAAAGAGAUGGGUUGCACGUUUCAAGAAGAGACCUUCUCAGUUAGGUGUCCUAAACACAAGCUGCACAUUGCCUGUACAACUGGAGUUGUGCUUACUGCCCCCUGCUGAUUGGAACCUGCAAAAACAUAAAGGUGGUACUUCAAGCUUGGAAUUCUCUGGUGGCAAUGUAAAAUGCCGGUGAAUGAGGACUGGUGAAAACAGAAAUGCAAAAAGGACAGACGUCUACCUGCGUGCUGCAAGUUGCUUUGGACACCUGAGACAGAGGAAUAAAUUGGUACUGUAGCAAUACUGACCAUUUCUCAAUCCACCCGGACUGGUCUAAACACAACACCCUUCAUAACAAAAUACUGAAAAUGGGAAAGACACUUUUGUUUUGAAUCCAAAUGUGCCAUUCUUCCAUUUUUUCUGUAAUCUGGAGCGGAUGUUAUCAGUCGAGGACACCUGGUGGCAGAUUUGGAUGGCUGCCGCGAGCACUGGCUGGCACAGUCAUAUUCCCACUGUUGAAGGGGAUUGAAAUUUGAAGAUGUCAUGCAUCAUACACUCAAUGGAUGUAUUUCAAUGAACACUUACAUGCUACUAAGAGGAAAAAAAAUGAAAUCGUACAUGUUGUGCUUUACAGGUCUAAAUAUUCUGAUAUCAUGGAAAAAAUUAUACAAAAGCAUUAUUUUGAUAUACCGCUAAUCCAGGAUGUGGGAUUAUUUUGAUGUGCAUUUGAAGACAAAACAGCACCACUGAAAUGUUCAAGUGUGUUUGGAGAAAAAAUAUCCUGCACUUAUAUUGCGUGUAUAAGCUGUUCGGCAUUAAAGGCAUAGUCUCCCCAAAAAUUACAAUCCUGUCAUCGUUUACUCACUCUCAUCUCCUUCAAAACCCAUAUGACUUGCUGUCUUUAGUGGAACACACAAAAAAGGAUUUACUGUAUCUUCAGAUUAAAAGACUCAUGAUGCACAAUUUUGGAAUGUUCGCAUGCGCUAAUGAGAUUUUAGAGCUACGGCGCAAGGGAAGAUUUUAAGCAAAUAAAGGCUUAAAUUUCAGUUUGAUUCUCAAAUAAAGCUAUCGUAUGGCUUCAGAAGGCUGGAAUAUAGCGCACAAAUCUUAUGGACUACUUUUAUGUUGCUUUUUCUUUCUUUUUUUUUUUCAUUUUGGAGCCUGUCAGUCUCAGUCCCUAUUCGGUUUCAUUGUGUUUCACUCCACGAAAGAAAGUCAUGCAGGUUUUGAAUGACACGAUGUUGAAUAAAUAAUGACAGAAUUGUCUUUUUUUUCUUUUUCGUGAACUGUGACAUUAUGAUAGCCUCAAUUACUGAAGAAGACUGACACAUUUUUAAUUUAUGUUCAUUUAAUGGUGAAAUGAUGCAGAAGACGACAUUGAAAACUUCAUAGUAAUUUAAUCAGAGAUGUAAAUGUAACUAACAUACUAUAGACUUCACUCCACUGCAGUAUUACAGGUAAGAGCGCACAUGGAGAUGACAGAACCGUCGCGUAAUUAUUUGAUUCCUAAUUCUAAGUAACUGUGUAUAUAAGUAUUUGAUGCUGUUUAAAUGUAAGAUGUGAUGUACUAUUAUAAUUGUGUAUAGUAUUUCUUAGAGAUGUUUAUUUUCUAUAAAACAAAUAUGUUAUUGCUUACAAAAGUUAUUAAA
Molecule: messenger RNA, 7532 nt
Organism: Xyrauchen texanus (razorback sucker)
Lineage: Eukaryota; Metazoa; Chordata; Actinopteri; Cypriniformes; Catostomidae
Product: retinoic acid-induced protein 1-like
Exons: 6
Coding region: 130-6006 (1958 amino acids)
Biological process (GO): regulation of transcription by RNA polymerase II; circadian regulation of gene expression
Cellular component (GO): nucleus
Source: RefSeq, a predicted model, not a curated record